Messenger RNA from Plasmopara halstedii, 3165 nucleotides. Its product is annotated as family 31 glycoside hydrolase. Gene Ontology annotation, biological process: carbohydrate metabolic process. NCBI's taxonomy places the organism in Eukaryota, Oomycota, Peronosporomycetes, Peronosporales, Peronosporaceae. The coding region runs from base 1 to 3165 and encodes 1054 amino acids. The transcript has a single exon. The record is from RefSeq and is a predicted model, not a curated record. Gene Ontology annotation, molecular function: starch binding; hydrolase activity, hydrolyzing O-glycosyl compounds.
AUGAUCUCACGCGGGAGUACGGGCGUGCACAUUCUGUUCCAAACAGAUCAGUGGGUCACGCCGGCUAUUCACUACAAGAAUGCUAGCGCCAGCUGGACCACUUUGACCAGUGCCGCUAUGUUCGCUAGCAAUAGAUCUGCUUAUUCAUCUGAUGACGGCUGGUUUCAGUACGACGUUCCAUUCGUCACUUCACUCGAAUUUGUCUUUACCGACGGUAGUGGCGUUGCCUUGGAUAAUAAUAACAAUUCAAGCUACAAAGUCUUGGCUCCUGGUAUCUACUCUAUAGUAACGAAAGUCUCUGGUUUCAAGUCGGGAGAUCUUGUCGGCCCGAGCGAUGGCACAAGCUACAAUAUCCUCUACCAGCCAAUAACAUGGACCACGCCGUACAUCACUUUUAACACAGGGAAGGAUUGGACUAUUGUCCCCGGAUUCGCCAUGUCGCCUAGCACGUACAGCGGCAAGUUUUCAGCUGCUAACGGCUGGUUCCAGUACACUAUUCCAUCAACGAGUAGUGUAGACAUUGCAUUCAAUGAUGGUCACCGUGCUUGGGAUAGUAAUUCAACCACAUUUUACAAUCGACAGUCGCCAGGUACGUACGCAUUCGUGAAUCAGAACACGGCAAAGCCUCCAGUCCAGCGGUACGUUAAUGGACAGGGUUACUCUGUAAUGUCGGCCACUGAAGUCUCAGGUAUCCUUACCAUUCGCCUAGCGCUUAAUAACGGCUCGACGUCGACUCCUUACGGCACUGACUUGUCGGCACUUGUUGUGACGGUGAUGAAGACAGAGAGUGACAGUGUACGUGUAAAGAUCUUGGAUGGGAAUACAAAACGCUGGGAAGUACCCACCAGCUUAUUCCCUGCUGGUACGCUCGGACUGAAUAACACAGCAGCACCACCCGCAGCAAAUCCGUCGUAUACAUUUAUCUACACGCAGAACCCAUUUACGUUCAAGGUUGUGCGUAAAUCUGACGGCUACAUGCUCUUUGACUCAUCUGUCAUUCCGCUCGUGGUAAAGGAUCAAUAUCUGCAAGUAGCAACAGCGCUUGGCAGUGAUCUCAGUGUUUACGGUAUUGGAGAGAGUACCCGCGACAACUUCAAGAUGGCGACGGGUGAUAAGCAAACGCUGUGGGGGCGUGACCAACCCUCUUCGAAAGUUGACGUCAAUACUUAUGGAUCUCAUCCCUUCUUUCUCGGCAUUAAUAGUGCUGGUCAAGCACAUGGUGUGUUGCUGCUUAACAGUAAUGGUAUGGAUGUGACGAUGGACAGUGGACGCCUCGUGUACCAGACAAUUGGUGGUGUGCUUGACUUUACCAUCAUGGUUGGUCCAACCCCAACAAAUGUAAUGUCACAGUACACGAAGCUCAUAGGACGUCCAAAACUUAUGCCAUACUGGUCGUACGGAUUUCACCAGUGUCGAUGGGGAUAUGGCUCUGUUGACGAGCUUCGAAAAGUUGUGAACAAGUACAAAAGCAAUCUUUUGCCCCUGGAUGUCAUUUGGGCUGACAUUGAUUACAUGCACAAUUUCCACGACUUUACAGUUAAUCCAAUGAACUUCCAUCAAGCCAAGAUGGCAGCAUUCAUGGAUGAGAUUCAUGCAAGUGGACGGAAAUUCGUGCCAAUCAUUGAUCCAGGUAUUCCAGACGAUACGAACGACUUUGCGUAUUCAAAAGGACUUUCCAUGGACAUUUUUAUUAAGGAUACAAGUGGCAAGCCAUAUUUAGGCCAAGUGUGGCCAGGUCCUACCGUCUUUCCGGACUUCUUCCACCCAAAGGCAAAGUCCUACUGGGGCGAACAACUUCGGCUUAUGUACGACAAUUUUGACUUUGAUGGUCUUUGGAUCGACAUGAAUGAGUUAGCGAAUUUUUGUCCAGGAACCACUUGUGUUCGCCAGUCUGGUGUCACGUGUCCAAACACAGGAAGUAUCGAUGCCAUCACGACAUGCUGUUUAAGUUGUUCUGGCAAUGGUAAUAAAUAUGACAAUCCACCGUUUGCAAUCAACAAUUUUGACAGCAAUGACGAUAUCUUUAACAAAGGUAUUUCAGCUAGUGCGUUGCAUUACGGCAAUAUUCGCGAGUACGACGCACACAACUUGUAUGGUAUCGCUGAGUCCAUUGUGACAAAUGCAAUUCAGGAAGAAUUAGCGAACAAAAGGUCGUUUGUACUUUCUCGAUCAACAUUUCCUGGAAGCGGUGUUCACGUUGCACACUGGACUGGUGACAAUGCAGCGACAUGGAACGACUUGCGCUGGUCGAUCCCUGCAAUUCUUAAGUUCGGGUUGUUUGGCAUUCCGAUGGUUGGCGCCGAUAUUUGCGGUUUCCUGGAAGCAUCCAACAUGGAAUUAUGUGCACGUUGGACAGCCUUAGGCUCGUUUUAUCCGUUUGCUCGUAAUCACAACAACCUCGGAGCUCCGUCUCAAGAGACUUACAUGUGGCCUGAGGUGACUAAAGUAGGCCAAAAGUUCAUUGGUAUGCGUUACCGUCUGCUACCGUAUUUGUAUACGCUCGGAUUUCACGCGCACAUUCAGGGUCUUCCUAUCGCUCGCCCACUUUUCAUGGAAUUCCCAAAAGAUAUAGCCACCCAUAGUAUCAAUUAUCAAUUUAUGUUGGGAAAUGCAUUGCUAGUCACGCCGGUUGUGAAUCAGGGUGCGAAAUCGGUUAAGGGGUAUUACCCUGCUGGCGUCUGGUACAAUAUUCUCGACUAUUCCAAGGUCUUCAGCUCGGGUGAAUCUUUUAAGACGGCAGUGACGCUGUAUGAUAUGCCGGUGCAUAUUCGUGGCGGAACAAUUCUAGCUAUGCAUCAGCCAGCUCUCACAAGCACGGCAACCCGCCAAACACCCUUUGACAUCCUUGUCGCAUUACCAAAUAAUGGAAGUGCUACCGGAGAUCUCUAUCUCGACGAUGGUGAGACGAUCAGUAACCCGAACGCCACGAUUGUCAAAUUUAUUGCAACUGCCGGUUCGUUCAAAUCCAAGGUCAUAAAAAACGACUACACUAGUGCACAUUCCAGCUUGAUAAACAAAGUGAUUAUACUCGGUGUGAAUGAACCACCCUCGAGUGUAUCUUUCGGUGAUAUAUCUGCGUAUGAUGCCACCACGGAAUGUCUCGAAAUUAGUUUAUCAGUCGUCGAUCAGAGUAUCGACUCGAGCUUCACAAUCACGUGGAAAUAA